UCGACAGAUGGCACUAGUCCAUCAGUCAUCAAAUCCCUUUUAAUGUUAGUAGUUUUGUUUAGAUUAUUGAAAUAUAUUAUUAUUAAAAAUUAAAAUGGGUAGUACCGCAUCUUACGUUUUACAUCCUGACGUAACUCCCAUGGGAGAUGCUGUUCCAUCGUUUGAUCCAAAUUAUGGAUUUCCAAAUGGACGAAAGGAAAGAGUAAUGAUUGCCACUGAAAAAGAAUUAAUGGCUGGAAGAGUUGAACCAGAAUUUCGAGAUUAUUGUGCACAUUUAUUCUUAGAAUAUGAUCAGUGCAGAUAUAACAAUUUUCCAUGGGUAGUUAAGUGUGGUCGUGAAGUACACAAGUGGAAUACUUGUUCAUUCGAAGAUUAUGUUUUGCGGAUGAAAGAAUAUGAACGUGAAAGACGACUACUUGAAAGACAAAAGAGAAAGCGAGAAAAAGAAGCUGCAGCUGCUUGAAAGUCGAUUUUUCUUGUCGACAUUGGCUCAUUGAUAUUUUUAUCUGUCGUUAAUAUUAGCAAAAUACUAUUUAAUCCAACAAUUUAUUCUAAUAGUGUAAAUAUUUGAGAUAUAUAAAUAAAAGAGAUGGUCAGAUUACAA
Molecule: messenger RNA, 604 nt
Organism: Chelonus insularis
Lineage: Eukaryota; Metazoa; Arthropoda; Insecta; Hymenoptera; Braconidae
Gene: ND-B18
Product: NADH dehydrogenase (ubiquinone) B18 subunit
Exons: 3
Coding region: 95-463 (122 amino acids)
Cellular component (GO): mitochondrion
Source: RefSeq, a predicted model, not a curated record